Drosophila kikkawai is the source of this 2581-nucleotide messenger RNA. RefSeq names its product Glutamine:fructose-6-phosphate aminotransferase 2 (gene Gfat2). NCBI's taxonomy places the organism in Eukaryota, Metazoa, Arthropoda, Insecta, Diptera, Drosophilidae. Gene Ontology annotation, biological process: UDP-N-acetylglucosamine metabolic process; carbohydrate derivative biosynthetic process; protein N-linked glycosylation. Gene Ontology annotation, molecular function: L-glutamine:D-fructose-6-phosphate transaminase (isomerizing) activity; carbohydrate derivative binding. The record is from RefSeq and is a predicted model, not a curated record.
GCAGCACUGGCAAGACGUGUUCUUUUUUGGAAAGCACAAUAGUAAAGCAAAUAGUUUAUCAGAAAAAACAAACUAAGCGACGAAAUUCCAGCGAAGCGACGACUGUCGCGAUAAAAGGCCCGACAAUCGCAGUGCAGCAGCAGCGACAACAGCGCAAUCUCGGCCUCAGCUGACCGGAAAGUUAGUUCGGCGACGUGGAAAAUCACCAGAAAAGAAAAACACAGCAGGCACCGCCAGCGGCAGCUCCAAAAUGUGUGGAAUAUUUGCAUACCUCAACUACCUGACGCCCAAAUCGCGGCAGGAGGUGCUCGAUCUCCUCCUGCAGGGACUCAAGCGGCUGGAGUACCGUGGCUACGACUCCACGGGCAUUGCCAUAGACGACCCCAAUCCUGCGGAGGGCAACGCCAUCGUCAUGGUCAAGCGGACCGGCAAGGUGAAGGUUCUCGAGGACGCCAUAGCGGAGGUGUGUCGCGGCGAGGACUACUCCCGUCCCAUCGACACCCACAUUGGCAUCGCCCACACGCGCUGGGCCACCCACGGAGUGCCCUCCGAGGUUAACUCGCAUCCCCAGAGAUCCGACCUGGAGAACAGCUUCGUGGUCGUGCACAACGGUAUCAUCACGAACUACAAGGAUGUGAAGACGCUGCUGGAGAAGCGCGGCCACGUGUUUGAGUCGGACACGGACACGGAGGUGAUUGCCAAGCUGGUGCACCACCUGUGGCAGAAGCAUCCUGGCUACACCUUUGGCGAGCUGGUGGAGCAGGCUAUCCAGCAGCUGGAGGGCGCCUUCGCCAUUGCCUUCAAGUCGCGCCACUUCCCCGGCGAGUGCGUGGCCUCUCGGCGUGGCUCACCGCUGCUGGUGGGCAUCAAGGCCAAGACCAAGCUGGCCACGGACCACAUACCCAUCCUGUAUGCCAAGGCCCAUAGGCCACAUGGCCAGCCUCAGCAGCAGGCCUUCCAGGUCCUGCCGCCCGGCGAUUGUUCCGCCGAAUUUCAGCCUCUGGAGCACAAGGAGGUCGAGUACUUCUUCGCCUCCGAUGCCUCGGCGGUAAUUGAGCACACCAACAGGGUCAUCUACCUGGAGGACGAUGACGUGGCUGCUGUCAAGCGGGAUGGCACUCUCAGCAUUCAUCGGCUGAACAAGUCCUCCGACGAUCCGCAUGCCAGGGAGAUCAUUACCCUCAAGAUGGAGAUCCAACAGAUCAUGAAGGGCAACUACGAUUACUUCAUGCUCAAGGAGAUCUUCGAGCAGCCAGAGUCGGUGGUGAACACCAUGCGUGGCCGGAUGAGGUUCGACGCGCAGAGCGUUGUCCUCGGCGGCAUCAAGGAGUACAUCCCAGAGAUCAAGCGCUGCAGGCGCCUGAUGCUCAUUGCCUGCGGCACCUCCUAUCACAGUGCGGUGGCCACCAGGCAACUGCUGGAGGAGCUCACCGAACUCCCCGUUAUGGUCGAGCUGGCCUCGGACUUUCUCGAUCGCAAUACGCCCAUCUUCAGGGAUGACGUGUGCUUCUUCAUCUCUCAGUCGGGCGAAACGGCGGACACCCUGAUGGCCCUCAGGUAUUGCAAGCAAAGAGGAGCCCUCAUUGUGGGCAUCACCAACACGGUGGGCAGCAGCAUCUGCCGGGAGUCGCACUGCGGCGUGCACAUCAACGCUGGACCCGAGAUCGGUGUGGCCUCCACCAAGGCCUACACUUCUCAGUUCAUAUCCCUGGUGAUGUUCGCUUUGGUCAUGUCGGAGGAUCGUCUGUCUCUGCAGCAGCGGCGGUUGGAGAUCAUCGAUGGCCUGUCCCAGCUGGACGAGCACAUCAGGACAGUUUUAAAGCUGAACUCACAGGUCCAGGAGCUGGCCAAGGAGCUGUACCAGCACAAAUCGCUGCUGAUCAUGGGCAGGGGCUUCAAUUUCGCCACCUGUUUGGAGGGAGCGCUGAAAGUCAAGGAACUGACCUAUAUGCACAGCGAGGGUAUACUGGCCGGCGAACUUAAACACGGACCCCUGGCCCUGGUGGACGAUGAGAUGCCCGUACUGAUGAUCGUCCUGCGUGAUCCUGUGUAUACCAAAUGCAUGAACGCCCUGCAGCAGGUGACGUCGCGCAAGGGAAGACCUAUCCUGAUCUGCGAGGAAGGCGACACCGAGACCAUGUCCUUCUCCACCCGCUCGCUCCAGAUACCCAGGACCGUGGAUUGCCUGCAGGGCGUGCUCACGGUUAUCCCGCUGCAGCUGCUGUCGUACCACAUAGCCGUGCUUCGAGGCUGCGACGUGGACUGCCCCAGGAAUCUGGCCAAGUCCGUGACCGUGGAGUAGGCUUCAAAACACGCCCAGGAUUGCCCACACCAAGAAUUCCAUUUUAUUAUCUGCCUGAGAAAGCCCAAAACUUUAGGAAUUAAGUCGAAAUCUUUUGGUAUUUGCACAGAUUUUAAAAAAGCGACCUUACUCCAUUUUAUCCUCUGUGCCCAAUCCGACCCAAGUCGGAUCUAUUAACCCCUGCAUUUUGUAGCCUUACUGACCCAUUUGUGUUGUCGAAAAAUUACUAUUUGUGAAUGUGCAAUUGAAAUAUAAAUAUUUCCCAAACUUUUCUUUAAA